UUAUUUCUCGUCGCGUCCCGGUCGGACAACAAUGGCGAUGGCUUUGACCCAAGAGUCCGUUUUGUCUUUUUUACUGGAGCGGGGAGGCAAAGUGAGGAACGCUGAGCUGCUCGGCCACUUCGGCGCUCUCAUCCACGGCGCCUCGCCCGUGGAACAGCAACACAAUAGGGAGCUGUUCAAGAAGUUGGUCAACAGCGUGGCCGUGGUUCGCCAGACGGACGGGGUGAAGUUCGUGGCGGCCAAGAAGCGGUAUCAGGACUUUGUGAAAGAUGUGCUGCACGACACUUUGUCUACUUCAAACUCGACUUUUUGCGCAUCGCCUCAUCCACUGCGAGCUGCUCAGAUCGGUUAUUCGGAUGUGGAGAAUAAUAACAAUGCGUGCUGCCCGUCGCACGUGAAUUCGCAAAGAAGUAACUCGGACACUACUCUAAAAGUGUUGAACAUUUGUGGAGAUCGAGUGGGUAGCAGCAGAUCAUCGGGAGCUGUGUUUGCCGUCAUAGCGGUCCCUUCGCCUCCUUCCAAAGUGUCUGCACCACAAGAGAAACCAAAAUCUCCAUCCCAACCUCAUCUUCCAGCUUGCAAUGACGACAGAGCCCCGCAAAACCGGAGAAACGCUUGGGCAGAUGACCCGAACAAAAGUCCUCCGAAGCAGGCCGAUGAAGCCGAGUGCUCGGUGCCCCUGGAGCCCCUGGAUCACGAGUGGCUGGUGAAGUGUGCCGCCGGGCUGUGGGGGCACGUCCAUGCCAUGCUCCUGCAGGACGCCCGCCUGGCUCAGAAAAAGGACUUCAUAUCAGGCUUCACGGCGCUGCACUGGGCUGCCAAGGACGGCAACGGCGAGAUGGUCCACAAGCUGAUGGAUAUCGCCCGGAGGAGAGGGGCAUACGUUAACGUCAACGGAAAAGCCCACGGGGGCUACACGCCUCUUCACAUCGCCGCCAUACACGGCCACACGGAGGUCAUGCUUCUACUGGUGGAACGCUAUGGAGCGAGUGUCAACGAGAGGGACAAUGACGGCAAGAAGGCCUGCCAUUACCUUGGCACUGGUGUGUCAGAGGAGAUCUGGGCCCGCAUGGGAGGUGUGCAACUAUCGAAAUACUGGGACAAGACGGACGACGAGGAUUACUGGGAGCAACCGAAAGGUCUCAGUAAGAUGUUCCAGCCUCACAAGAAGCACAAGCAUGCGACAAGGCUCACUCAUGACUAGUGCAAAUCAGCAGGCUUUGCUUAUCUUGUUUGUUAUGUGCUGUACCCGACCCAGCUACCAAGUGAUUGGAUGUGGCUCCUCCUUUGUGUGUGU
Molecule: messenger RNA, 1297 nt
Organism: Phycodurus eques (leafy seadragon)
Lineage: Eukaryota; Metazoa; Chordata; Actinopteri; Syngnathiformes; Syngnathidae
Gene: sowahab
Product: sosondowah ankyrin repeat domain family member Ab
Exons: 1
Coding region: 32-1204 (390 amino acids)
Molecular function (GO): protein binding
Source: RefSeq, a predicted model, not a curated record